AUGGCUGACCGCGAACACAUCGGCAAUGCUACGCGCAGCAUGUCCAAGGAUGAAGGGCGUUUACGAGAGUUGGGCUACAAACAGGAAUUGAAGCGCGAUUGGUCUUUGAUUCACAAUUUCGGGGUCUCGUUCAGUAUCAUCUCGGUCAUUACUGGCAUCACCACCCUCUUCAGCUAUGGACUCAACACUGGGGGCCCAGGUGUCAUGUCUUGCGGCUGGCUGGUCGUUUCGUUCUUUACCAUGUUUGUCGGUUUGGGUAUGGCAGAGAUUGUCAGUGCCAUCCCCAGUGCAGGAGGUCCCUACUUCUGGGCUGCUAUCCUGGCGCCGAAGAAAUGGGCGCCGUUCGCGAGCUGGGUGACAGGGUGGUACAAUCUGCUCGGUCAAGUAGCAGUCACGACAGGCAUCACCUUCGGUUGUGCUGGGCUCAUUUCUACUCUGGCAACUGUCAAUGGCUACGUGCCAACAGCGGGCAAGACAUUAGGAAUCUACGCGGCACUUCUAUUCUCACACGGCAUGGUGAACUCGUUCGGCGUACACAUCUUGCGCUAUCUGAACAACGCAUCGAUCACCCUGCAUUCCCUGGGUGUCUUCUCCUUCGCAGUGGCGGUAGUGGCCAAGGCUCCCACUCAUCAGUCGGCAAAAUUCGUAUUCGCUACCUUCUAUGACGGAACUGGUGACCCAGGGUGGUCAGUCCGAGCUUCUUCAGCCUAUGUUGCUUGUAUUGGUAUCCUGAUGUCGCAAUACACCAUCACUGGCUUCGACGCAAGCGCUCACCUCUCGGAAGAAACACAAAAUGCAUCCUGGUCAGCGCCUUUGGGUGUACUGAUGUCCAUUGGCUGCUCUGCUGUUUUUGGCUGGUUCCUCAUCCUCUGCCUUCUUUUCAGCAUUCAGGAUUUCGAUGCCACCGCUGCCCCCGAGUAUGGCAAUCCAGUGCUACAAAUCCUGGUCGACGUGUUUGGCAAGACCGGCGCUAUCGUGCUCUUCGUGCUGGUUAUUGUCUGCGUGUGGCACUGCGGCCUUUUCAGCCUGACCUCGAAUUCACGCAUGAUGUUCAGUUUCGCACGAGACGGCGGCAUCCCACAUUUCUUCCACAGCGUCGAUGCCCGCUUCCGCAGCCCAAUUCGGACAAUCUGGCUGGCUGCAUUCCUAUCGUUCCUACUGGCCGUCCCCAGUCUGGGAUCCUCCGUGGCUUUCUCGGCGGCCACCUCGAUCGCGACUAUUGGACUCUACCUGUCUUAUGGUCUCCCCAUCCUGAUCGGCCUGAUAAACCCGGGAGGCUUCAUUCAUGGACCUUUCAACCUGAAAUGGUUCUCCAGACCGGUCGCAAUCAUCGCAUGUCUGUGGAUUGGCUUCAUCACCAUCAUUUUCUGUCUGCCGGAGCUCAACCCCGUCAAUUCACAGACGCUGAAUUACACUCCUGUCGCCGUGGGCAUCAUCGCAUUCUGGUGCCUUGCCAGCUGGGCGCUGUGGGCAAGGAAAUGGUUCAAAGGUCCGAUUCGACAAGUGGAAGCCGAAGUUGCUGGCGUAAAUGUGGACGACCCGGAGGCAGUGGACCGAGCUGAACGAGAAGGAAGGAUUCCUCAACUGGAGGAUAGUCAAGGCGGCAAUGAGAAGAGUCUGUUGGCCACCAUGAAGCAUAACUACAAUUGA
Messenger RNA from Cladophialophora yegresii CBS 114405, 1650 nucleotides. RefSeq lists its product as uncharacterized. Lineage: Eukaryota; Fungi; Ascomycota; Eurotiomycetes; Chaetothyriales; Herpotrichiellaceae. Gene Ontology annotation, cellular component: membrane. The transcript is spliced from 2 exons. The record is from RefSeq and is a predicted model, not a curated record. The coding region runs from base 1 to 1650 and encodes 549 amino acids. Gene Ontology annotation, biological process: transmembrane transport. Gene Ontology annotation, molecular function: transmembrane transporter activity.